Sphenostylis stenocarpa is the source of this 678-nucleotide messenger RNA. The record is from the annotation of a GenBank genome assembly. NCBI's taxonomy places the organism in Eukaryota, Viridiplantae, Streptophyta, Magnoliopsida, Fabales, Fabaceae.
AUGAAGUUAAGUUGCAAUGGUUGUCGCAUACUCCGCAAAGGUUGCAGUGAAAAUUGCAUCAUCAGAUCUUGCCUUGAGUGGAUAAACUCUCCCGAGUCCCAAGCCAAUGCCACCCUGUUCCUUGCAAAAUUCUAUGGUCGUACUGGCUUUCUCAGCCUCAUCACUGCAGCCCCUCAACACCUUCGUCCAGUUGUGUUCAGGUCACUGUUAUAUGAGGCAUGUGGGAGACUAGUGAAUCCGACUUAUGGGUCAUUAGGUUUGUUCUGGACUGGGGAAUGGGCCCAGUGUGAAGCCGCAGUUGAAGCUGUGUUGACUGGGUCAAAAAUAAACAAUCUAACGUUUUCUCCUUCGAAAACCUCAGAGACACUUGCUAGCAAUCGUAGUUUCUCAACAUUUGAUAUGCAGAAGGAAACUAAUGUGGAAGCCAUAAAUGCUACUGAGUUCAAGAGAGUCCAUGAAACCAAGUUGGAGUUGGAACUCACUCUUGGCUUUCGUUCUCGUGUGAGGAGAAGUGACAAGUGGUUUAACUUGACGUUAGGUGAUAGGCCUUCUGCUCUGGAUAACUUGCACUUCUGGCACAGGAAUUUGAUGGAUCCAAUGAUAAUUGACAUUAUACUGGUUCAUGAUGUGGCUGGUUCUUCUGUUGAGACAGUCAUAGAGAGAAAAUAUAUUCAGUAA